Messenger RNA from Plasmodium gonderi, 861 nucleotides. Its product is annotated as variable surface protein. The transcript is spliced from 3 exons. NCBI's taxonomy places the organism in Eukaryota, Apicomplexa, Aconoidasida, Haemosporida, Plasmodiidae. The record is from RefSeq and is a predicted model, not a curated record. The coding region runs from base 1 to 861 and encodes 286 amino acids.
AUGGGGGAAUCUAUUUAUGAUGUUUUAAAAAAAUUUCCUGAAUGUAAAAACAAUGUAGAUGAAUAUUCUACUAACUGGAGCAGAGGAGAAGGAGGCACAUGGAAAGAAUUAUGUGACGAAAACGGAAAAGAACUUUUAUUAAAUAAAUUAAUACAUGAAGAAAAUAAAUCAAAAAGUAUAUGUACUCAAGCUAUGCGAUAUCUCGUUGAUGUUAAUUCUGCGAUGGGUGGAAGUUUAUAUGAAGCCGGUUUGGAAUAUCUUUAUUAUUGGGUAUAUGAUAUACUACAUAAAAAUGUUCACACAGAUAUAACCCUCCAUGUCGAAGAUGUUUAUAAUGAAUUGUUUCAUUUAUUUAGGGAUAAAUUUAAACGUAUGGAUGAAUCUAACAUAAUCAGAUUAAAUAGUCUUGAAAAUCGGAUUACAAAAAUUGAUUUUCCAAAAUUCAGAGUUAUAUAUGAUAAGUACAAUAAAAUAAUUAGUCAUUCACUUAGUAAUGAUGAGGUUUUUCAAGAAAUACUAGACAUAAUUAUUAAAUAUAACCAAAUAGAAUAUCAAAGUAGUAAAAUUAAUACAUCCACAAUGACAACUCCUUGCAAAAGUAACACAAUAGUUCCUAUUAUGAUUACAUUUAUAGUAACAUAUAAAAGAAAAAGGAUUACAAUUAAAACACAAAUAUUCUUAAUGCAUAUAUUCCUUAUGAGUCAGUUCACGAAAUAUGGUUCAUGGUUUCGACAAGGGAUAUUAUGGAAAAGAAAUCAUUGGGAUAGCCCUGGUGAAGAAAAUAAUAUGUUCGAAAUUCCUGAAAUAUCUAGUAGUUCUUUAAAAGAUAUAAAAUAUAAUAUAUAUUACAAUUAUCCAUAA